Thunnus maccoyii (southern bluefin tuna) is the source of this 1538-nucleotide messenger RNA. RefSeq names its product protein phosphatase 1 regulatory subunit 37. The coding region runs from base 1 to 1404 and encodes 467 amino acids. Gene Ontology annotation, molecular function: protein binding. Lineage: Eukaryota; Metazoa; Chordata; Actinopteri; Scombriformes; Scombridae. The record is from RefSeq and is a predicted model, not a curated record. The transcript is spliced from 10 exons.
AUGACCCGCUGUAGUGACAAAGAAAAUGAUGAGCAGAGUGAUGAUGGAGCAGAAAAACCCAGCAAGAACCAGAAGAAGAGAAGUAAAGGAGGAAAGCAUGUGUCUUUCCCCCCUGAUGAACAGAUAGUGUCCGGCUUUGCCGAGCACAGCAACACUGACAGAAAGGCUGACAGCUGCCUCACCUUGACAGAGGUAACGGUGGCCUACCAGCAGAGCUGCAGCAAACACCAGGUCCAACCCAGAGCACACAUCCUGCACCAGCUUCAGGUACUGUACGCUGAUUUACAUAUCAAUGCUAGUCCUUGUGAGCGAUUAGACCACCGCUCCUGUGAAGCUCUGGAAGUCGUCCUGAAAUCGCUGCACUUUGAUUUCAUCAAUCUGCAGGCAGCCCAACUGGAAGAAAAUGGAGCCUCGUCCUUGCUGGAUAUGAUUUUGUACUAUGAAUCUACCAGCCAUCUUGACAUUUCUGACAACAGCAGUAUGGGAACAUCGGGUUGGAGGGCCCUCGCUCAUUUGAUAAAGCAGAGUGUGCGUCUAUCCAGACUGGAUGUGUGUAAUGUGCCCGUGGUUGACUAUCCGGCCCAGUCUCUAUCUAAAGCCCUGCUGACCAGCCGGCUCACAGUGCUGCACCUUCACAAUGCCCAGCUCAGCGGCAUGCCACUAUACACACUGGUUGGUGCGCUGAAGUCAAACAGGGCUCUGCAAGAGCUCCACCUUACCAGCAACCUGCUGAACAGCUACCAGGACGCCCUGCAGAUAGGUGACCUGCUACGCUACAACACCACUUUACAGAUGCUGGAGCUUAGCAACAAUGCUGUAGCAGAUGCUGGUUUGGAGGAGCUGUGUGAUGGUCUGAGGUGGCAGACGGCAGGUCUGAAGAUCUUACUGCUGAGGAACAACCAGAUCACAGCAAAAGGCAUGGUCCAUCUGGCCAAGGCUCUGCCAGUGCUGAAGGUCUUGCAGGUCCUGGAUCUGGGAGAGAACCUCCUGGGGAAUGAGGGGAUCCAGGUAAUCAGGGAGCCUCUGAUGCUGAACAGCACAGUGCUGCAGCUGGGCCUGGCCCAAGCCAACAUCACUUGUGAAGGUGCUGUUGCAUUGGCUGAGUUCCUUGCUGAGAGUCGUCAGAUUCAGCAACUGGACAUCCGCCAGAAUGAGGUGAAGCUUGGAGGCCUGAUGGCCUUGUGUCUGGCCCUGAGGAUGAACCAGUCUCUUGCUCGCCUGGAUUUGGACUACAUACCCCCACAGGAGCAGGAUGAGUUUCUGAUGGAGACCCAGACGAGGCUUCUCUCAGAGAUCAACCAGCGGUGCCUCGCCAAUGCCAGCGUCUCCGGCCUCGCCACGGAAACCUCUGAGACGUUACCCGCCGAGGCCGACGGACCAGCUGACAGCAUGACUACAGCCUGAGCUCACAAACACACACACACACAUAUCACACAGAGGAGGAAAAAUGGCUAACCUUGUACAGAUCACCUGAGAAGCUGCUCAUGGAUACAUUCACAUCGCCACCGUGUCCCCAACCCAAACAGCUGACUAGCAGA